UGAUUAACGAAAUUUUCUCCGCUCAAAUAUGCUCCAAUUUUGUUGCUCCUAUUCAAAGUUAUUGUCAAUCUGUAUCUUAUUUCAUUUGUUCUCAGACUCUUAUUCACACACUUAUCUGGUCAAGCCGUGGUUCCUGAGUGGCGCAUGUCUGCCGUUCAUCUUCAAGAUGGGACCAAGGAUUGAGUCUGACCAGCGAAACCACGAGAAGUUGACUGAUGAGGUUUCAUUUAGAAAAAGGUAUAUCGAUACGGGCCAUGGGCUAGGCUCUGAGGGAAUACAUGUUGCUUCGUUUCCCUUCGUUGUUUCUCCAGGUCUCCUUUUGUUUUCCAACCUCUGAUCCUCUCAUUUCUCACUCACGAUCCGACCACCCACUCACACCUAGGGUCGCUUGCGCACUGUACUGCACGGUACGAUUCCAGAUCACCCACGCGCUGUUUUGAGGUGGGCGACUGACUUGGCAGGGCCUGCUUGUGCCACGGCCCUAAUAACAGUAAUCAGUUUCGAUCAACGAUUGUUACUUUGGCAGAAUCUUUCAACUAUGCUUUUGUGGGUGGUUCUUAGGUUUGUUGAAUUCUGCUGGUGAUGACUGAACACGUCCAUAUAGGCUCAUGGAUCCUCCACCUCAGACUGUUACAAAGAUUGGAAGAUGAACUGACUUUGCCUCACCAAGUAUGAAUUGCAAAGAAGCGGUCUCGCUAUCAUAGAAAAAGGCUUAAUCUUCCCCUCUUUUCCCCUCCCAAUCCCUCCUGAAAUCGGUUUCUCAAGUCCCCUCAUUUCCUAGCCGUGAACUGCGCCUUAUCCAGUCGCCCUACAUGCCAUGUGCUUCUCGGUCGCUCUUCUUCCCCUGUCGUGAACUCCCCACAUUGAUGGAGAACGGGGCCGGUGGCGAAUAGUUUGUCGUGCUGCAGGUUACAGGAAGUCAAUUCUGCCUCGGAUUACUCACAUUAUCUCUCGUGAAAAGUGUCUUUUGCUGGCUGGUCAGCCAAGUCAUUCGUGGGUGGAAGUGGACGUGAGGGUAAGCAAUCCAUGGACAGGGCUGGGCCAACCAUCUGUGAUGGUUGCAGAUCUGUCUCGCCCCAAAAGGCAAAAGACCUUCUCCUACCCAACAUGAUCGACGUGUAAUUGCCGUUCAUUAACUUUUGAACCAUUGACGCCCUGAGACUUUGGGAGAAAACGCAUCUCGUAUAAUUGAUAAAUAAGACAGUCCCAAUCCCAGCAGGUCCUGAGGAUCGAAC
Fusarium odoratissimum NRRL 54006 is the source of this 1235-nucleotide messenger RNA. RefSeq lists its product as uncharacterized. The coding region runs from base 29 to 337 and encodes 102 amino acids. The transcript has a single exon. The record is from RefSeq and is a predicted model, not a curated record. Lineage: Eukaryota; Fungi; Ascomycota; Sordariomycetes; Hypocreales; Nectriaceae.